AUGCUGAUCAUGAAUUUCUCCAAGAAUUCACUUAUGCAACUAUCGCAGUUUUCAAUUUUUUCUUAUUCUUAACCAUUGUAUAUAAUUUACAUAUUUAAAAUAGAUCAAUGAGAGCUUGCUUUGUGAUUGAUUUUGAAUAAGUUGGGCCUUUUGAAAAAUCUAGGGAGAUGUUCUAUAUUAUUUUCAGUUCUUAAUAAUUUUCUUUUUCUUUUGAGGAGCCCAAGUAAUUUCGGAUUGAAUAACUACAUAGUUUCCUCAUCCUUAGUGUUAUAAGUCUAAUCUAAUGACAAUAAAGAUAAUAAUUAAGAUCUUUAAUACAAUCACAAUUAUCCUCACUUGUUUUAACUAGAUACUUUUUGCAAGAAGCCUUUUAUCUUAUAGGUAAAAUUACUUAGGCUUCAUUUCUAUUGUUAAUUUCUCCAGUCAAAUUUGUGUGUGAUGCUUUUAAAGAUUGGGCUGUCAGAAAACAAAACCCAAAGUUUAAACUUUUCCUCACCAAAUAUUGCUGUCUACCCUCUAUUGCUAUUUACGAUAAAACCAAACAAAUUGAAGAAGUCCUUUAUGUUGAAUUAGUAAUCACUAAAAAAUAAAAUGUCAUGAUUAAUGUCUGCUUAAAAUUUAUUGAUUACUAUUUAGAACUUUCAGAAGAUGAUUCAAACACUGCUGAACUCUUUGAAUAAAUAAGUAAUUUCAAUCAAAUAAUAAAAUAGGAAAUACUGUUGAUUCAUUCUUAUUGAUCACUUAAAUAUUUAUUUCGCUUCUUUGUGCUAUUGUUUGUAAAGCAAUUUUGAGUAUCAAGUAUCUGUAUUGA
This is a messenger RNA of Paramecium sonneborni, 811 nucleotides long. The record is from the annotation of a GenBank genome assembly. Lineage: Eukaryota; Ciliophora; Oligohymenophorea; Peniculida; Parameciidae.